This is a messenger RNA of Prunus armeniaca (apricot), 441 nucleotides long. NCBI's taxonomy places the organism in Eukaryota, Viridiplantae, Streptophyta, Magnoliopsida, Rosales, Rosaceae. The record is from the annotation of a GenBank genome assembly.
AUGGAGUCUUUUUUUGAGCAUUGUGUCCCUGACAUACGCUCGCAGGCGACAAGCCUCAUCUUCAUUGCAGACAGGCUGCUUCACGAAGCACAAACUCAAUGGAGUCUUUUUUCGAGCAUUGUGUCCCUGACAUACGCUCGUGGGCGACAAGCCUCAUCUCCAUUGCAGACAGGCUGCUUCACGAAGCACAAACUCAAUGGAGUCUUUUUCGAGCAUUGUGUCCCUGACAUACGCUCGCAGGCGACGAGCCUCAUCUUCAUUGUAGAUAGGCUACUUCAUGAAGCACAAACUCAAUGGCGUCUUUUUUUCGAGCAUUGUGUCCCUGACAUACGCUCGCAGGCGACAAGCCUCAUCUCCAUUGCAGACGGGUUGCUUCACGAAGCACAAACUCAAUGGAGUCUUUUUUCGAGCAUUGUGUCCCUGACAUACGCUCGUAGGUGA